Molecule: messenger RNA, 3590 nt
Organism: Sycon ciliatum
Lineage: Eukaryota; Metazoa; Porifera; Calcarea; Leucosolenida; Sycettidae
Product: neutral alpha-glucosidase AB-like
Exons: 26
Coding region: 332-3031 (899 amino acids)
Biological process (GO): carbohydrate metabolic process; N-glycan processing
Molecular function (GO): carbohydrate binding; alpha-glucosidase activity
Source: RefSeq, a predicted model, not a curated record
ACAAGUACAAUGCAGAACUGAACUGAAGACGAACAUUCAAAAGAACAAUUGCUACUACAAAGUACAAGUACUGUCUUUAGCUUCCCACAUACUAGUAUAGUAUGUCCUUCAGCUGCAUAGGCCAUAGCACAGAUCCGGACCUGUCUAUCUACCAGGAGUUGUGUACCGUCAGUGUCUUUUGAACCUGCCAGUUGACGGACCCUAGUGUUUUUCGUUUUUUUUCCAAAGGUUCGCUCGCAUCAACACACCUGUUCUCAGAAUGACACCUGAGCUGCAGCUGCUUUAGUUCCUGUUUUUUUUUAAUAGUACUUCCGCGCACUACAUUGGAGGAAUGUUAGUUCGAGGUGGUGUCACUUGGAUCGUGACGUUUGCUAUUUGCUGGUACUCAGCAAUUAAGCUUAGCUCUUCAGCUGAUACGAGCAAUUUCAAAAAGUGCCAAGAUGUUUCAUUCUGCAGGCAUCACCGGCGUCAUGCUAAUACAAGGAGGAGCACACAGUACAACAUUGUGGCCGAUUCGGUGAAACUUCACAGCUCUUCUGUGUUGCAGUUUAGCGUGGAAACGCCGCAACGGAAGAAUCACCUCGACUGCCAGCUCCAUGGACUGGCGCAGAAGACGCUGCGGUUACAGGUGCGCGAGCGUGAUCCCAUUCGUAAACGCUACGAGGUCGAGGAUUCCCUGGCGGCACCGCCUGAGCCUGCCGAUGAUGGGCUCCCAAUCUCAUCGCAAACUGAUUCAUCGACUGAACUACAGUUUGGCGAUGCGACUGUUCAUCUCAAGUAUGCCCCGGUUUCCUUGCGUGUCAGCGUCAAUGGAGUCGACGUCUUGUCACUGAAUUCGAAAAAGUUGCUGGAGUUCCGCUCUAGUCAGUCCAGAGAGCAAGCAAGCAAGGCUGCGAUCAAAGGGGGCGACUGGGAGGAAACGUUCAAGACAUUCAACGAUUCCAAGCCGUUUGGACCACAGUCAAUAGGCCUAGACGUCACCUUUCACAAAGCCAAGCAAGUGUACGGAAUACCAGAGCAUGCAGAUUCCUUUGCUCUACAACCCACAAUGUCAAAGAAGCACGUCCUCCGUGAUCCGUAUCGCUUGUACAACCUGGACGUGUUCAAGUAUGAAGUGAACACCAACACAGCAUUGUAUGGGUCUGUUCCACUCAUGCUCAGUCACAGUGCACAGCUGACUGCCGGUGUCUUUUGGAACAAUGUCGCUGAGACCUGGGUUGACGUCAACGAACGAAAAGGUGAUGCGGAGAUCAGCACGCAUUGGUUCUCGGAGUCCGGCAUUAUCGAUGUGUUCCUCUUUCUCGGCCCUAGUCCAGCUGACAUCUUUCAGCAAUAUGCCACUUUAACUGGCUACUCUCCACUGCCUCCCAUGUUUGCGAUCAGCUAUCACCAAAGUCGCUGGAACUACAACGACGAAGGAGAUGUGUACAAUGUUGUGAAUGGGUUUGAUGAAGAUGAGAUUCCAGUCGAUGUCAUCUGGCUGGAUAUUGAGCACACCAGCGAGAAGAAAUACUUGACAUGGGACAGGGAGCGCUUCCCUGACCCGGAGCGCAUGCAGGACCAACUGUGGUCGGUGCAUCGACGCAUGGUAUCUAUCAUUGAUCCUCACAUCAAGCGAGAAGAUGGCUAUCAUGUCCACGAUGAGGCCUCACAGCAGGACUUCUACGUGAAGUCUCGGAACGGCAGCGCCUACGAGGGCUACUGCUGGCCAGGUCAGUCGUCUUGGAUUGACUUUCUGAAUCCCGCUGCACGUCAAUGGUGGGCAGGGAAAAUGUCACUGGAAAAGUUCAUGGGCUCUACCUUAUCUCUAUUUGGCUGGAAUGACAUGAAUGAGCCCUCUGUGUUUGACGGUCCCGAGAUCUCCAUGCACAAGGAUGCCGUGCAUGACGGAGACUGGGAACACCGGGAUGUGCACAACAUCUAUGGCUUCUACCAGCACAAAGCAACCAUGGAUGGUAUGCUGGCAAGGUCUGAUGGCAAAGUUCGACCCUUCGUCUUGUCAAGGGCUUUCUUUGCUGGCUCGCAGCGCUUCGGGCCAGUGUGGACGGGCGACAACACGGCGGACUGGUCUCACCUGAAAAUGUCCAUACCCAUGCUACUGUCGCUGGGCUCUGCGGGACUUUCAUUCUCCGGUGCUGAUGUUGGUGGCUUCUUCGCCGACCCGGAUGUGGAGCUUCUUCUGCGAUGGUAUCAGGCUGGUGCUUACCAGCCGUUCUUCAGGGCCCAUGCACACUUGGACUCACGUCGCCGAGAGCCGCACCUCCUGCCGGAGAGGGUGCGCCAGGUGGUGCGCAGUGCGGUCAUGCAGCGCUACAUGCUGCUGCCUUACUGGUACACGACCUUCUGGACGGCUUCCAAGACCGGCUUGCCUGUCAUGCGUCCUCUAUGGCUGGAGUUUCCACGUGACGAGAAAGUGUUCGCCCUGGAUGACGAGUAUCUCAUCGGCAAGGACUUGCUUGUAAAGCCUGUCACUGAGUCGUACGCUGAGUCCUGGCCGGUCUACCUGCCUGGCAAAUAUCAGCUAUGGUACAACUUUUUUGACUACGCGCGCUUCACCGGUGGCAAGUCUCACAUCAUGAAAGUCGGUAUAACCACCAUUCCAGUCUUCCAGCGCGCUGGCAGUGUGGUGGUGACCAAGGAUCGACUGCGUCGCUCAUCCGAGGCAAUGCUGCAUGAUCCCAUCACCCUCAGGGUUGCACUGGACAGCAAGCUAAGAGCAAGUGGAGAACUGUAUGUUGACGAUGGGACUACGUAUGCGUAUCAGAACAAUGAGUAUCUUCAUCGCCGCUUCACUUUCUCCAACAACAAGCUGACAUCAAAGUCUGCUGAUGAAACUGGCAGUUACAAGACCAAAUCCUGGGUGGAGAAAGUCCUGGUAAUCGGCUUGAAGCGGGAACCUAACUCCAUCAUCAUGUCUUUGAACAAAAAGAAAAUUGACCUCAACUUCUCGUGGCUGAAAGAUCAGCGCACGGCAGUGAUUCGAAAACCGGACGUUAACCUUAGCAAGGACUUUUCUAUAGCUUUCACUUGAAUUGACUAGGAUGGUAGAUCCGUUUUUACUCGUAUUCGAAAUGCUUUCUUACUCCCUGUUUCAUGUUUUUGAGUCAUGCUGGCUCUGACAGACUAGCUGCUCCUUCUCCUCCAGCAGCUGUGCUCCACUACCCUAUGCUUGGUCCAUACUCAGCUGCUCCCACCCCGCCCCGCCUUGAGAGCUAUCCAUCAGUUGCUGCACAGUGCUUGCUCUUCACUAUGGCUGUCGAUUAUGCUGCUUUUUUAAAUUGAACUGCAACAGGGUGUGAGCCUGUCAGUCCCUCAAAGCUUUUAAUAUAUUCUUUCUACUUCAAAGUAGUAGGCGUCUGGGAUGAUCUGACAUCUGCACAUGGUGGUUUUAUACUUCUGACAUGGUGCUCCAUCCAAGGAGAGAUGGACCAGCUAUUGCCUAGAUGUUGCCGUGGGCAAGUUGGAUCAGAAACACGUGAACUCGGCAUACAGUGCACUUUACUCCAGCUUGCUUGCUGUUCGCCUGGAUUUUCUUACCUCCAUCCCCUUUCAAGUGUUUCUGCAUGUAUUGGGAGCGAUCGUACCCUCAA